GCAGAUCAGUUUGGGUCUAUCCUUCGCCUUGUGUUCAUUGGUACUAGGGGACUGCACCGCCAGCUUGAGUCUCCAGCCUUGAAUCCAUUACUUCUUUAUUGCUCGGGAGGCCCCGAGGAAUUACUGAACAAGAUGAUACAUAGGAGACUGCUGGCGCUAGUAAGCGCCCUAGUGUUCAUGGGCGUGUGCGCGUCGGCCUCAGAACCGGGCGCAAGCCCCUGGCAGGCCCUCAACCCCGCACUAACUGACACAAACCCCUACAAAGAAACAGAAGCCGAUACAACACAGGAGACCUUCGAGCCAACCCACCUCGAGGCCAACGCCACCAGCGAACUGACUCCCGAAGAAGAGUUCCUAGUGUCCAAUAUACCCAUUAACCUGCCCUUCAAGAUGGAAAAGAAGCAAUUGGCUGUAGCCAUGAAGCUUCUGAAGGAGGCGGUGAAGCCCAUUAUCAAGAACAAGGCGCUUCAUCAGACUGUGGCUUACAUAGACAGUCUGCUGGGAGCGUACAGAGAAGACCUUGAGUUACAGAUGUACAUGACGCUCCUCCUUGACUCCUUCCAGGAUAUGUUCGAGGGCAAGGAAGCAGUCCAGUUCCACAAGGUGCUGAGAGGCUUCUUCACCGAGAUCAGUGACGAGGCAACAGCUCGGACUAUCGACGACAUGUGGAGGUCGACGAUGGACCUCGUCUCCGAUCCUUUCAGAGAUUACUUCGUGCGUCCCGUCAACAACUACCUCGUAGCACCCAUCAGCAACGCCGUCAGUGGCUUUGCUGAUCGCAUCGGCAGGUGGAUGGGCAGCCGCAAACAUUACGUGAACGUCAAGUACCCUGAGUCUUACUCCAGGUGGAGUGAAGCGAUGAGCACCUACGCCAACCGGUUGUCUGACUGGACCAGCCAGGCUCGACAGGGAAUUGAAUUGGCUGCCAGGAUGCUGGAAGCACAGGACCAGGCCCGCGGCUGUGCUGCUGCACCCUGUGACUUCAGCGCCGCCUCCUCUUCCGAACCAGAAGUUUACGAGUGAUUCCUACCUUUCUUACGGCGAGAGCGACACACACAGUCACUACCUGAAGCACAAGUCGUCUUGAGGAAGCUUAUCUUUCGUCACUCAUCAUCAGUACCCACCGUUGCGUACAUUUCCCUAAUUUAACUAAUUAUUAAAAAGUUGUUUUGGAGGUUUCAGCUGGUCCUGACCUCAGUCAUCACAUCUGAUCCACGUAGGUAUUCAUCAGGAGCUCUUCUUGAAGAGUGUAACAAUUCAUUUUAGACUUCAUAUUAACUAUUGUUAUGACCUCGGUGCCCCUGAAUAUUGCACACAAUGCAAACCAUUUCUCCGAUCUUUGAAUACUUUACAUGCAAGUCUGUUUUUUUUCUUGUUUUAAAACGGACACAUUGCUCAAUAAAUUGACUCUUACCAGUACGUUCCUAAACAUUUAUUUAUUUAUCAUGUCAUCAAUGGUAACUCUUGAGUGAUUCGAGUCUUCCCUCAUUCACGCUUGUGACCUUCACUGUCCUCUUCACUACUUUCUACGACACUCACCGCUCAACCUCCGAUGAAUCAGUGUUUACACUUGUCAUAACUGCAGUAACUCGCUGUUGCCGAGUGGGAGAGAUCAAGUGGUUUAUUUUUUUUUUUUCCUCUCUUCACCUCUCAACUUUACCUCAUUAGUAUCGUUUUAAGAGAAUUUGUUGAGGGCUUAACGUCCUUAACUCUUGAAAAAUACUAUUAAGAUAUUAGACCCUAAUUUUUGGACACAGGACUAGUUGUUAUUGUUUUUUUUUUUUUUACAUAAAAAAAUACUCUCGAAAUUUUGAAACUUUUUUAAAACGGGUGACAUUUUUCUUUUCAUGACAAGAAAUCAGACCAAAGACUUGAUAUAAUUUUCAUAAGAAUAUCGCGCUACUGGCCACAUCAUUAGCUCAACGGUUGCAUUCCCAUCACAGAGAUCUCUUUUCUAAUUUAGGAAUUGUUAUAUCUAAAAAACAUUUUGUCCACAUCACUCUGUGACAAACAAGUCCUUGUGGGCAACCCCCCCCAAAUAAAAUCACAAUAUUUUUGGUCCAAUAAAAGAAAAAAAAAGAUAACUAAUUUGUGCACAGAAAUCUACUAAUUAUAUUUGGUUGUUAAUUUCCUGCAUGAAGUGUAUAAAAUUGAAAUACUGUUGUUGCACGGGAAUGCAAAAUACAAGUGGCCAGGUAUUGGACAGGUGUGUGAAGAAGAACACACCUGAUUGCCAACAUAUUCUCUUAGUAAAUUAAUAUACCUUUAUAACGAUAAAUAAUCAUAACAGGCUGACAGAGAAAUUACUAAUCAUUUAUUGUUAUUAUUUAUUCAUGUAUUUAUUUCCCGUAGCUACUUAAUGAUAAAUGUAAAAGCCUUGACAACCUCCAACGUUAUUCAACUCUUAAUUUGUAUAGACGAGCGACGCUGUUGUUGUUGUUGUUCCCCUUUUGUUGAUGUACAUAGAUGGUAAGCUUUUACAAUAAACUCUUAUUUGUUUA
This is a messenger RNA of Cherax quadricarinatus, 2501 nucleotides long. RefSeq lists its product as uncharacterized. The record is from RefSeq and is a predicted model, not a curated record. Lineage: Eukaryota; Metazoa; Arthropoda; Malacostraca; Decapoda; Parastacidae.